Molecule: messenger RNA, 4928 nt
Organism: Nematolebias whitei (Rio pearlfish)
Lineage: Eukaryota; Metazoa; Chordata; Actinopteri; Cyprinodontiformes; Rivulidae
Gene: ndrg4
Product: NDRG family member 4
Biological process (GO): positive regulation of ERK1 and ERK2 cascade; signal transduction; brain development
Cellular component (GO): cytoplasm
Source: RefSeq, a predicted model, not a curated record
AUUUUUCCCUCUCCCUUUGUCCAGUGCAACGACAGACACACACACCCUCUCAUCCAGUUUGUAGCAGGCGUAGAGAGACAAGGACAAAAACACCCCCUCCACACGACACCGUGUAGACCACAGAAACGCCAAGCUACACCACAGGUUGCUGUCCAGGAUGGCGGGGAUGAAGGAGCAGCAGAUCACGGAGGAGAAGCCCCUGCUGCUGGAGCAGAAAGGAGUGGACUCGGACAUGCAGGAAAAAGGAGAGGAGGCAUCGGCGGGGCAACCAUGUCCCGAAAGCCCCGCGCCCUCUAAUGAACCCCCUCCCCCCCGCCGCCCCACUCACCGCUGGCAUGCCAUCGCACGGCACUGGCUCCGCCAGACCCGCCGUCGGACCAGCGGGGUCAUCCCGGAGUGCUGUGAACAGCUGAUGCCACCAGGCGACUGGAAGAUUCAAGAGCAUUGUUGGGAUUGGAGUUGGAGCUGGAGCUUAUAUUCUGGCAAAGUUUGCUCUCAUCUUCCCUGACAAGGUGGAGGGUUUGGUUCUGCUCAACAUCGACCCGAAUGGCAAAGGAUGGAUCGACUGGGCUGCCUCCAAGCUGUCGGGUCUGACCAGCAACAUCCCUGAUAUUGUGUUGCCACAUCUUUUCAGUCAGGAGGAAUUGGUUGGCAACACAGAACUGGUUCAGAGCUACCGACAACAGAUCAACAACUCGAUCAACCACGCCAACCUGCAGCUCUUCUGGAACAUGUACAACAGCCGGAGGGACCUGGAGAUGAACCGUGGGGGGUCGGCCAUUAACGCUAAAACCUUGAAAUGUCCUGUGAUGCUGGUUGUUGGUGACAAUGCUCCUGCUGAGGAGGGAGUGGUUGAGUGCAACUCCAAACUGGACCCAACCAACACCACCUUUCUAAAGAUGGCCGACUCUGGUGGACUUCCCCAGCUCACACAGCCUGCCAAACUGACUGAAGCCUUCAAGUAUUUCCUGCAGGGAAUGGGCUACAUUGCUUAUGUGAAGGAUCGGAGGCUGAGUGGAGGGCCAGUGCCCUCGGCCAGUAUGACCCGCCUGGCUCGCUCCAGAACGGCCUCUCUGACCAGCGCUGGCUCCGGGGAGGGGAACCGCUCUCGGGCCUGCACCAACUCUGACAGCGCCGAUGGAGUCGGUGCUGUCACCCAAACCAUGGAGGUGUCGUGCUGAAGAGCCACAUACUGACGGAGUGAAAGAAGAGGCUGAGGGGAAGGAGAGAGAAAGUAGGAAACAGAAAUGAUGGGAGCUGGGGGUUAACAUUAGCUUGAAGAAGCUCACGGCUCUUUCUGUCUUCGUCUUUUUUCCUCCAUAUCCCUUUAAUGUGCCAUUUUCUUUCCUCUUUCGCUGUAAAAUACCAUAAGUAUUGUUACUAAUGCACCCAGCAGACCUUUAAAUAUCCCCCCUUGUCCCUCCUUUCCCCCCACACUGAAAGAUUUAACCAACUGGUUUUGCUCUUGAAGUGUCAAUCUUGUGUUUGCUAAAUGUUCCUCAUUAUUGCCUGCGCCCUUUGAACACCUCCCCCCACCACCACCACCCCCCAACUUACAUACACACAAAAAUUUAAAAAAUACAGCUGUCUUCAAAACAAAUCUGCACAGCAAUAUCUCACGAAAAGCUGCCAUUAACAUUGAAAAUGAAGCUGAAAAUGUCAAAUGUGGGGAAAAAAGAAAGAAGAACUUUGAGGGGGGGUGCCAUAUGGGGGGGUAAUGUAAACAGAUAAAGUGUUGUGCAUGUGUCUUUUGAAAGUAUUACCUGUUUAUAGCAUCUCUCUCUGCGCUGUUGGUAAGGAUGAUUCUUUCCACGAGGAGCAGGGAAACACAAAGUGGAGGUGAGUCCAGACUUGGACAGACAGCACCACCAAGCCUCGCUGUAGUCGAGUGUAUUGGUAGCUCUUAGACACGAUUCAUUAGCUGAUUUAGAGCAUAAAUAGAGCACAGCACAUUGAUUUAAAGCUGCACUUGGUAGAAGUUGAUGUAAAAAUGUAAAACCAUAAUUUGAAAGCAGCAGAGUAUUAUUAUUUUACCUGGGGUCUGUUAUUCGUCAGUAAAAGCAUCUUUCUUAAGACAGGAGAUGAAACCAGUUUCACCACUAGACCACCAGGAUCUGCUUUUAUUGCUGCAAUAUCACAAUGACAGAGCGAACAAGGUGGAAGUGGUUUAUUUUCUUUUAUAACUUUUGCGCUAGAUGACAAUCUGGAGCUGCGUAAUAAACCGUGCACGUAGAACUAGAACUGUCGAAUGAACUGCGAUUGCUGCUUCAGCUUGUUGAACUCCGCUUGUUAGAAAAAGUGAAAACACGUUUGCUCAUUAUAGGCAUGUGAGAGUUAAUUCAUUUAUUGAACGUUUCUUUUUUUUUAAUUUUGCACUUUCUAAAGAUGAAAAAGCUUGACCGUGAAUGGCCUUAUAAGAGGUGUCUGUUUUUACAUGCUUGGAUUUAGUGUCUGUUAACGAAUUAAGCUGUCAAAAAAGUAUAGCAUCUUGCUUUACAUUGUAAGAAAAAAAAAGACUGUGAAGCUCUUCACCAGCAUGCCUUUAUUUGUGAAUUUAGCAUGAAGAUGUAAUGAUGUAUAUCUGCAUUAAAGACUGCUUCAGAAUGAUGUUUAAAUUUAGCAUGCACCGUACGUAGUUAUCAUUUAUUACGUUUGUUAACGCACUUGUUAGUCUCAUAAGAGAUUAAUCAAAGCCAAAUGCUCUCAUUGAAAUUGGAGGAAGCUCUAAUUCCUGUCAUGUGAGCAAACUGCUAAUUUUUCUGACGUAACAUAAGAACGAGUUAGAUAAUUAAAGUCUAAAGUUUUUCUAUAUUACUGCUGUUUGCAUCCACUUUAGUGUUAUGUUGCUGAAUGCAGCUUUAAUCUUUGUGCGUCCAACAAGACAAUCUGCUAUACAAAUAAAACCUAGAAGUACAACGUAUUUGCAUGUGAAUGUGAUUUUUAGGGCAUUCUAGUACGAGUAGUAUCUAACAAUAGGGCAUUCUUCGAUAGAUCAAGUAGUUGAGUAUGUAGGUGCAACCACUGUCAUCGUCUGUAGCUCCACUGCAUGGAUGUGGUUCUGGCCAUAGUCGGACCUUUGUGGUCUCUAACUUGACAAUCACACACUGAUCCAAACCAAACUAGACCGGGGAUCCGAGGCAGAACCAUGCCAGUCGAAAUGGCUUUUCUGCAGGACGGCUGCAAAGAGCUUCCCUUACAGCGCGCAGCCCCUCUGCAUGUAUAAACCAAAGCUGCCUACCUGCACACAGACUCACAGGAUCUCCUCGACUACAACACAUUUCCACACAUGUUGAGAGGAAAACUGCGUGGGCUGGGCUUUGUGAUGGGAUUGCUCUAAAGAAACGACUGAUAUACACAAAAUUAACACCUAAAAAAAAUCUAUCUUUACAAAGUUAGUGGAUGUUUUGGUGUUCUCUGUAGCCAUAAUCUCAGUAGUUCAGCUCUUUUAGUCGUACAUAUUUACAUCAAGUGUAGUUAUUGAGCAGAAAAGGCAUGUGCUGUUGUCUGUCGUUGUUUUGGACCACCUCGUUGGAGAUCAAACAUGGCGCUCCUGGUUUUGUGGUGCAGUAUUUAUCACUUCACUUCUUCGUGCUUUAAGUAAUAAUGAUAAUAAAAUAAAAUAAAACUUUGGUCCUCUGUAGGAAGCAGUGUAGCUUCCAAACAUUGAGGUGUGCAAUUCCCUGAGGCCGCCUGUCAGGGGCGGGGCUUUUUUGGCGCCAUUUGGGCUCCAAGCUCAGAAUGUAGGGCAAACCCCAGCCACCUUAACAAACCAACAAAAAAUCCCCUUAAAAAUCACUUGGUGCCCCGGCUCUCACAGGCAAACCCAGCGGCACCCUAAAGGGCUAUCAGCUGAAGUCACUUUUCAAGAUGUUGGUAGUGUUGCAGUAUCUGAGCACCAGGGGGCGAUGGAGAAACAUGAACAAGAAGUGGUUAACAAAACAGAGAGAGAUGCUGACCUGAAACAUAGUUGAAUGAAUGUUUUAAAGGAAAAGAAUGUGAACUCGUUGAAGCAUGAAAGAGUAUUUGUUGUUCAUGUAUUUAACAAUAUAAAAUAAGCUUCAUGUUUUAAAGACGUGGAAGAAGGAGACGAUGAGAUCAGAUCAAACAGCCCGCGACCAAUUUCACGAACAUUCACGGUUGCAUGUUGUGGAGUUUGUGUACGAUCAUCUUUCAGUGUUUCUGCUCUUCACAAAGCUAUUUUCUGCCACUUACUUACACUCUGGUUUCCUCCUACACCACUACAACCCACACUGCCUGGGGGGCUCCUGAAUGUAUCUUGUCCCUUUUUGAAGUGCUGUACAGUAUUGUCAACCCACACCUCAUUCUCACUCUGGUUUGCACUUCUUAUCUUUGUCCCUCAUUUUUGACAUUUAACCCAGUACUUAAAAAACGAGCUCCUUCCUCAGCUUUCCUCUCCAAGGUCUUUAACCGGUAAUGAUGACUUACGAGCGUCCACAGCUCUUGCAAGCUGGCACUGGAUCAGUUUGUGUAGACCUUGGUCCUCCUUGCUCUUGUAGAUACUUUUUAUUUAUAGAGCAGGUUUCCAGUACCGAACACUAACCACUGUUAACGUGACAAAACAUAUUUUUAUUUUUUUUAUAGGUAACUGUAGGGUGUAACAUCAUACUGGUACAAUAAUCUUGAUAAAUGUGUUACUACUACUCUUAUGCUUCUUCUUACUGCCAUUAUGAAUCAUUUGUAUGAAGCAAUAAGUUCUUUAUUUUCUUGUUUGUUUUAUAUUGUGGGAGUCUUCCCUGUUAGCUUGUUUCUAUUCACGACUGUAGAAAGACUCCUACCUGCUUCAUUGUCAUUCAGAUGUGUAUUGUAAAAUUUAAAUAUAAUAUAUAUACUAUAUAAAUACAAAGUUAGAUGUCUCUGUCCAUGUACUGAUCAAGUAACCAGUAAGAAAUAAAGGAUAAAUGUCGUAA